AUGAGUUACGGUCGCCCGCCUCCCGACGCGGAGGGCAUGACCUCCCUCAAGGUGGACAACCUGGCCUACCGCACCUCGCCCGACACCCUGAGGCGCGUGUUCCAGAGGCACGGGUGCGUCGGCGACGUGUACGUCCCGCGGGAACGUCACACCAAGGAGUCCCGGGGCUUCGCCUUAGACCGCUUCCACGACAGACACGACGCCGAGGACGCCAUGGACGCCAUGGACGGGGCCGUGCUGGACGGCAGCGAUCUCCGAGCGCAGAUGGCGCGCUACGCCCCCCCCCCCCCCCAAGACAAGCGCCGCAGCCGCCGCGGACGCCCGCCCCGCCGGCACGCGGGCGGUGGCCACGCACAUCGGAGCCGCAGCCGGUCCCGGUCCUGGUCCUGGAGUCGAUCCCGCUACAGCCGCUCCAAGUCCCGCUCUGGCACUCGCUCAAGAUGGCGAUCACCCUCCAAGUUCAGAUCCGCGCGAUGGUGCAAGUCCAAGUCCUCCUCAGUCUCCAGAUCUCGCUCGUGGUCCAGGUCCAGGUCUGGGUCCAGGAGUCCUCCACCCGUGUCCAGGAGGGAAUCCAAGUCCAGGUCGCCAUCCAAGAGUCGCCCCAAGUCUCCUGAAGAGGAAGGAUUGGUGUCCUCUUAA
Messenger RNA from Camelus dromedarius (Arabian camel), 639 nucleotides. RefSeq names its product serine/arginine-rich splicing factor 2-like. Gene Ontology annotation, molecular function: RNA binding. The coding region runs from base 1 to 639 and encodes 212 amino acids. Lineage: Eukaryota; Metazoa; Chordata; Mammalia; Artiodactyla; Camelidae. The record is from RefSeq and is a predicted model, not a curated record. The transcript has a single exon.